Messenger RNA from Cynocephalus volans (Philippine flying lemur), 960 nucleotides. RefSeq names its product olfactory receptor 56B1. Lineage: Eukaryota; Metazoa; Chordata; Mammalia; Dermoptera; Cynocephalidae. The transcript has a single exon. Gene Ontology annotation, molecular function: G protein-coupled receptor activity; olfactory receptor activity. Gene Ontology annotation, cellular component: plasma membrane. Gene Ontology annotation, biological process: G protein-coupled receptor signaling pathway. The record is from RefSeq and is a predicted model, not a curated record. The coding region runs from base 1 to 960 and encodes 319 amino acids.
AUGUCUGCAAAUAUAAAAGGUUCUAAUAGCUCCAAAUUCCAGAUCUCUGAGUUUAUCCUGCUGGGAUUCCCAGGCAUUCACAGCUGGCAGCACUGGCUCUCCUGGCCAUUGGCACUUCUAUAUCUCUCAGCAAUUGGUGCAAAUAUCCUUAUCCUCAUCACCAUCCACCAAGAUCCUUCUCUGCAACAACCCAUGUACUUUCUCUUAGGCAUCCUCUCUGUGGUGGAUAUUAGUCUAGCCACCACUACUAUGCCCAAGAUCCUGGCCAUCUUCUGGUUUGAUGCCAAGGUCAUUAGCCUCCCUGAGUGUUUUGCUCAGAUUUAUGCUAUUCACUGCUUUGUUGGCAUGGAGUCUGGGAUCUUCCUCUGCAUGGCUUUUGAUAGAUAUGUAGCUAUUUGUCAUCCACUUCGCUACCCGUCAAUUGUUACCAAUUCUCUAAUCUUAAAAGCUACCCUGUUCAUGGUGCUUAGGAAUGGCUUAUUUGUUAUUCCAGUGCCUGUGCUUGCAGCCCAGCGUAAUUAUUGCUCCGGGAAUGAAAUUGAGCAUUGCCUGUGCUCCAACCUUGGGGUCACAAGCCUAGCUUGUGAUGACAGAAGGCCAAACAGCAUUUGCCAAUUGGUUCUGGCAUGGGUUGGAAUGGGGGGUGAUGUAAGUCUUAUUAUAUUGUCAUACACUUUGAUUCUGCUCUCUGUACUUAGAUUAAACUCAGCUGAAGCUUCGUCCAAGGCUCUGAGCACUUGCAGCUCCCAUCUCAUCCUCAUCCUCUUCUUCUACACCACUGUUGUAGUGAUUUCAGUAACUCACCUGGCAGAGACUAAGGCUUCUUUAAUUCCAGUUCUACUCAAUGUGCUACACAACAUCAUUCCCCCUUCCCUCAACCCUAUAGUUUAUGCGCUUAGAACCAAAGAACUUAGGGCAGGCUUCCAAAAGGUGUUUUGUUUGGGCUUAAAAAAUAAAUAA